Molecule: messenger RNA, 2449 nt
Organism: Ichthyophthirius multifiliis
Lineage: Eukaryota; Ciliophora; Oligohymenophorea; Hymenostomatida
Product: kinesin motor domain protein
Exons: 9
Biological process (GO): cytoskeleton-dependent intracellular transport; microtubule-based movement
Cellular component (GO): microtubule; kinesin complex
Molecular function (GO): microtubule binding; ATP hydrolysis activity; ATP binding
Source: RefSeq, a predicted model, not a curated record
UAAUGUCUACUUUAAAAAACUAAUCAUAAUAAUAUUGUAUAUAGUAAUAAAAUUAAUAACAAGAAUAAUUAUAAACAAGUUUUAAAAAUUAAAUUAAAAAUUUUAAUAAAAUGAAGACUAAUUAUAAUAAUAAUUUUUAACUAAUUAAAAUAAUUCUACAUCCAUACCUACAUUUACAGAUUUUGCUUCAUAGAAUAGACUCUCUAAUAGUAUUAAAGUACCCUAAACAAUUAUAGAGUAAUAAAACUUAUAAAAAAAUCAAAUAUCUAUCGAAAAUAUAGCUAAUGAUAAAAUAUUAUAAUAUAAUAAGAAUUUAAUGGAAGGUUAAAAUAUGGCUUAAUAAUUAUUUAAAAAAAAUUACAAAAAUUAAAAUGAAAAUUCUUUUAGUUAAUCAGUCACAAAUACUCCCAGAAAAAUUAUAUAGAAAGACAAAUAUAAAUUAAUGUUAAUAAAUCAAUAAGAAAAUCAAGGAAAAGAAUAAAAUGGAAAUGUUAAAACUUACGUACGUUUCAGACCUAAUAAUUAAGCUGAACUAGAUUUAAAUAAUAACGGUUUGGGGCAAAAUGUUAUAAUAUUUAUUAAUUCUUAAAGCGUAAAAUUGAUUAAUGAUAGUUCCUCAAUAUAUGUUUUAGAUAAAAUAUUUCCUCCGGAAACAGUUUAGGAACUUAUAUAUGAAGAAAUAGCAGUAGAAGUAGUUAAUGAUGUAUUAAUAGGCUAUAAUGGGACCAUUUUUGCAUAUGGAGUUUCAGGAAGUGGAAAAUCUCAUACUAUGUUCGGAAAUAUAGAUGAUUAAUAAUAAUAGGGAAUUAUACCAAGAAUGUGUGAAUAGCUUUUUGAGAGUGUUAAUAAUGAAGAAAAUGAUUCUGAGUAUAUAAUUAAGUGCUCUAUGUUGGAAAUUUAUAAAGAGAAUUUAUAAGAUAGUUUGAAUAAUAUUGAAGAAAAAGUUGAAUUGAAAAUUAAAGAACAUCCAUAGAAAGGAAUUAUUGUCUAAGGACUUGCUUAAAGGAUUAUUUAGGAUGAAAAUGAACUUAUGGAUCUGAUAGAUUUUGGAUAUAAUAAUAGAUAAACUAGGGCUACAAAACUUAAUGAGUAUAGUUCAAGAUCUCAUACAAUUUUUAUGGUUUAAAUUACAUAAAAAUUCCCUAAUGGAGCGGAAAAAAAUGGAAAGUUAAACUUAAUUGAUUUAGCAGGAUGUGAAAAAGUGUCUAAAAGUGGUGCAGUUGGUGAAGGAUUAGAAGAGGCAAUAAAAAUUAAUGUUUCUUUGACUUGUUUAGGUAAAGUUAUUCAUGCUUUGACUUCAGGUUAAGAUUAUAUUCCUUAUAGAGAUUCUAAAUUAACUAGAAUUUUAUAAGAAUCUUUAGGUGGAAAUUAUAAGACUUCUCUUAUUGUAACAUGCUCCAUGCAUUCUAAGUUUUAAGAUGAUACUAUUUCAUCUCUUAAAUUUGCUACUAGAGCUAAAAAAAUUAAUAAUCAUUAUAAAUAAGCUUUGAUAAAUGUAAGAGAAGAUCUUAAUAAUAUACCUCCUUAAACAAUAUGUGAUAAAAUAAAAAACAUAAAAAAUGAAUUAGAUAUGCUUUUAGAUAUUAAAAACUAAAUAAAUUACUAGUAAAGUUUUAAUUAAUUAAAUUCUAAUUCAGCAAUUGGUGUUUCUUAAAAUAUUUUAUAAAGUGAUAUUUUAAUUAAAGAUAAUAGUAUUAUAGGUUGUGGAAAUAAUUUAUUUUAAAUAAAAUUAAAAGUAAAAGACGAAUAAAUAAAUUCUUAGAAAUAAAGUAUUAAUGAUUUAGAAGAAAAAAACAAAUAAUUAUAAAUAGAAAUCCUUUUAAUUAAAAAAUAAAAUUUUUAAAUAUAAAAUUAAUUGAAUGAACUUAAUAAUGAGAAAAAUGUUAUAUAGGCUUAACAUUGUAAAGAAGUCAUAAAAAAUAAUUUUAAUAAAUUUUAGUUGGAAAUUUUAUAAAAAUAAAUAUAAAAAUUAAUUGAUUAAAUUUUAAAAUUAGAAAAAUAAAAUUAAUAAUUGCUCUUAGAAAAAAAAAAUAUUUAUGAUACAAAUUUUGACAAUUUAUUAAAAAAUAAAAUCAGCUUUUCAGAAAUUAAAUUAGCUGAUUAUUUAAAUAAAAAUAUGAAAUUAAAUCUUGAAGUUAUAUAUAUAUAUAUAUAUAUAUAUAUAUAUAUAUAUAUAUUAUUUAUAUAUAUAUAUUAUAUUUAGACUGUAAAUAAUAAGGAUUUUUAAAGAGUCAAAAAUAUAACAUUAGAUAAAUUUGAUGAAGAUAUGCUUUUAGAUUAGUCUGAAAACAAUCAAAGUGAUACUUAAUCAUUAUCAUAAUACGAUAAUGAUUAAUUUAUAUCAAAUUUUGAAUAUCGUUAAGAAAUUGAAAACGCUGAAAAAAAUAUUCUUCCCUUAACAUAUGAAAAUGCAAUAUUAGAUAUUUAAGAAAAAAAUAAUUUAGUUUGA